Wyeomyia smithii (pitcher-plant mosquito) is the source of this 860-nucleotide messenger RNA. RefSeq lists its product as uncharacterized. NCBI's taxonomy places the organism in Eukaryota, Metazoa, Arthropoda, Insecta, Diptera, Culicidae. The record is from RefSeq and is a predicted model, not a curated record. Gene Ontology annotation, cellular component: centriole; non-motile cilium. Gene Ontology annotation, biological process: cilium assembly. The transcript is spliced from 3 exons. Bases 108 to 743 code for a protein of 211 amino acids.
UGCUGCUGUCAGGUGCCAAUAAUGUCAAACUUUAAACCGUCGCGAAUUCGCAAAUAAACAGUCCGAAUCGAAUAACUUUUUCUGCUAUGUAAGUAUUUUUUGUGAAAAUGGCAAUCCCUCUAGAUGCGCGAGAAAUCCUUAGCCACUUGAAUCAACUUGGCUACCGAAACAUUACACCCGAGCAGUUGAAAGAAUUUCAAAAAGAUCUACGCAAGCUAAUCAAAUACGACAACCAAAUAGGCAGCAAUUUUCCAGCUGAUCAUGGCACCUGGCAGCAAACGGUCCCCCAAAUGAACCCUUUUCAACGAUUACAUACAUCAACGACAAUUAGCUACGAUGCCAAAAUCGCCAGCAAAAGAUUGAAACAAAAGCGCCAGCAUGAAACCAACCCCAGAAGGCAAUCUGCAACAACUGCCUCUUCAUCGCACAGAACAGAGUUCGAGUCAACCGCUGCUAACCCACAGGGACAGCUUCCUCGAGACGAUAAGGAAAACCAUCAGCAACAGCAGCACCAACAGGGUCGGAAAGGUCGCAAGCAACAGGAAGAGAAAAAUACCGCUGCAAGUAAAAUGUGGAUUCGACCGAGAAGUACUAGUGCUUCUAGAAACCGCAAAAAUGAUCCGGUUUCUCUGUACCACGCUUAUCAGAAAGAGUGGGCGCGCUUCCGAAAUCAGCUUCCUGGAGAGAACAGCCACUCGGAUCUGAGGUGGCAAGUGCGAACUAAAUUGCUUGCCGAAAAGUGACGAUUGUAAUCGACAGAUUAUCAAUGCGAAUGUUCCGUCCCAGAAUUAGUUUCAAUUUACAAGGCUGAUAUGUUUUCUCUUUAGCUCUAGACUGACAAGUAAAAAUACAUUCCAUUU